Archocentrus centrarchus (flier cichlid) is the source of this 1844-nucleotide messenger RNA. RefSeq lists its product as uncharacterized. Lineage: Eukaryota; Metazoa; Chordata; Actinopteri; Cichliformes; Cichlidae. The transcript is spliced from 4 exons. The record is from RefSeq and is a predicted model, not a curated record. Gene Ontology annotation, biological process: regulation of DNA-templated transcription. The coding region runs from base 90 to 1262 and encodes 390 amino acids. Gene Ontology annotation, molecular function: DNA-binding transcription factor activity; sequence-specific DNA binding.
UUCUGACUGAUAGUACUGAUAGCACAGAUACACCAGAGCGUAUUAGUCGGUGGCCAGAGGUUUUUAUUGUUCCAAUAUUUUCUUAUGAGAUGGAACAUGUGCUAAGGGAAGGUAAUGCAGCAUAUGAAAAAGAUGGGACAGUAAUUAGACUCCCUAGAGAUCAAAAACACAACAUACUCGAGACAAUGGGGGAAGAAAUCUUUAGACUGAAGGCAUAUCCUAGUAGCACACAAAUUGGCAAGGCUGCAGAACCUUUAGUUAGAAAACAUCCCUGUUUAAAGGAGAGAAACUCUGACACCGGGUGGGAAGGAUGGAAGAAUAGUCUGAGACAUAAAAUAGGAAACCAAAGAAAGAAGUUUGCUAAAGCUGGCAUCAAAGAUGUAGCUGUAAAUUCUGGGAAGCGCAGCAGAACAAACCCAGAAGGAGCUGCACCAAGGGCCAAUAUUAAAAGACCUAGGAGAGGUGAGGUCAACUUCCUUCCCAGUUAUCCUUCUGGAGAAACAAGGGAGUCUCUGGAGACCAGGAGGGUUGAGAUGGUUGAGGAGUUCCAGAAGACCUCUGGUGAAAGAGCCAUCCCUCUUAUUCAUCAACACAUGAUGCGCACCUUUGCCCUCCGGCGUGAAGAGAUCAUCCCAACUUCUCCUCCUGUGUCAGAACUUAAGGAAAGAUGGCCAGCACUCUUUUGUGAGACACAGCUCUACUGUGAAUUUCACCGGAUUACCAAUCAGCAUCUGCCACACGUGUUUUAUGCUGCAUUGGAUGAAUAUGCUCCUAAGCUGAUUGGACUUUACAAAAAAAAGAAAACUGGACGGGUUGGUGAAAAGAUGGACCAGCUUAUGUUGGCAUAUGAGAAACAGGACAAAAACGACAUUCAUGCAACAAGAACAGCAGCCCUGGCUGGCCUACCCAUUUACCUCAAAGAGGAUUCUUCAGGCAUUUUCAAAACAUGCAAGGAUGAAAUGGAGUUCCAUGAAGGUGCAGUUGCUUUGGUUGCUGAUGUGGAUGAAGAAGAGGCGCCUGCUGGAGUUCCUUUCUCACCACGCCAAGUGUUCAUUGUGCUUGAGGAUCAGGUUGUAAUGACUUAUCACUCAUGGACUGAUGCACUGGUGUGUUUGUUUGGGCUAAUCUAUGCUCUACAUCUGAGCUAUCCUGUGAAGUGCAUUAGCUUUUUUGAGUUCAUUCAAGUAGUGUUGCUGAAGCUCAACGAUGAGAGAAAGCAACUUAAACCAAAGUUGCAGACACUGAAAAAUGAGCUGGUGUAGAUGGGGUUUGUUGUUCACAGGUUAGUACAUUCAUGCUUGUCCAGGAAUCAGUGGUGAAUAUCUUCAAGUCAAUAGUUCUAUUUGUUCAGGUGAUAAGCUUUCUAAAGUAGGCAAUAUGCAUAAAACUAAAACUAAGGAAAAAGUUCAAACGAAUACUUGACAUUUCUGUUGUGAUUCUGAUUUUAAGGCAAACAACUGAGAAGCCACAAGUAUCUGAGUAUUUUUUUUUCCAUGCAGUCUAUAUUUUUUAGCUAAUUUGAUGCAUUCUUAGCAUUUAAUUAUUGAGAUCCUUGUACAUCUUAGCUAUAUUUGUAUUUACUAUAGAUUCAUGUCAGUACAUUUGAAAGCAAAAAAAUAAUUGAUAAUUAGUCAAAAUUUAUAUUUAGAAUCCUUAUUUUUGAGUUGUGAGAUAAGUGCUUGCCAUUUUGAUUUUGAGGUUUGGGCAAAGCAGUUGAAAAGCCACAUAUCUUCGUGCAAACUGUUUUACAUUUACAUUGUUCAUCUGAAAUGAUGCAUUCUUACAUUAUGCAUGGAUAAUUGUUGUUACAGACAUCCUUGUAGUUCAGCUGUACUUCCAUUUGC